Molecule: messenger RNA, 2481 nt
Organism: Fomitopsis serialis
Lineage: Eukaryota; Fungi; Basidiomycota; Agaricomycetes; Polyporales; Fomitopsidaceae
Product: glycosyltransferase family 39 protein
Exons: 16
Coding region: 139-2379 (746 amino acids)
Biological process (GO): protein O-linked glycosylation via mannose
Cellular component (GO): endoplasmic reticulum; membrane
Molecular function (GO): dolichyl-phosphate-mannose-protein mannosyltransferase activity
Source: RefSeq, a predicted model, not a curated record
CGACCUGACCGCGGAUAUCCGACUUUGUGCUCUUUGUUUGACUCCUCGACACCGAACGCCGCAGACGGGCCCUGUUGAACUCGCCGUCAAUUUCGCUUAGCUUCCCCCCAGGCUCUUCAGCCACAAUUGGUAUAGCGCAUGAGGCCAUCGCAGAUUGUCAUUCACGUCGGUACACCACCCGAACACUCGCCACGCUCUUCAUCCGACUUCGAGGAGAUACAAUACCCCGUCAAUCAGUCUCCUAGCUGGUCCACUCGUUCCGCUCGCGAGGAGGAACUGCCGCUGCACUACAUGAGCGAGGAGACGGCCCGCCGCAGGGUGCUUCGCGGCCCCAGCGGGAACGGGACCCACCAGGAGCCUAGCCAUGCCCCGGAAAAGGAGUACGAGAUAUACGAUGACGAGGGGAAGGAUGUCUACGCAAAAAUGAAGGACAUGCGAAGUCCUCUGGGCAGCGGACGGCUACGACGCCCACCACCGCCUCCUCCGACUACAGUGAGCGAGUUCUUCCAACAAAACCUAGAGCACAUCCCCCCAAUUGCGUAUACCCUGUUGUCAUGCUGGACACGCUUCCACAGAAUAGGCCAUUCACCACUCGUCAUCUGGGACGAGGCCCACUUCGGCAACGCCAGCCUGUUGUCUGGCUAUGACGGGCACUUCGACUUCACCAGCGGGGCGUCGUACUCGGACAACGUUCCGUACGUGGCUAUGCGGGUCAUGCUGGCGACUUUCGGCGUUGCGUUAGUACCACUGGCAUGGUACACGGCGGUGGAGCUUGGGAUGAGCUGGAGAGCAUGUCAUUUGGCGGCGAUCAUGGUUCUGCUCGACGUCGGCUGGCUCUGUAUUUCGCGGUUUAUUCUACUGGACUCUAUGCUUCUCUUCUUCACGUUCUCUACGGUUUUCUGUCUGGCGAAGUUCCAUAACCAACAAUAUCAAUCAUUCUCAUUCGACUGGUGGUUAUGGCUCGCAAUGACAGGUGCAUCAAUAGGCUGUGUAACAAGUGUCAAAUGGGUCGGCAUGUUUGUAACAGCACUAGUCGGUCUCUAUACCAUUGAAGACCUCUGGGAGAAGUUUGGUGAUCUCCGGAUGACCACGCGCGAACAAAUGAGACAUUGGGGAGCUCGUAUCACAUGCCUUAUCACCCUGCCGCUCGUUCUCUACAUGGCUUUCUUCAAAAUCCACUUUAUGAUCUUGAAUCAUUCCGGACCAGACGACGCAAAAAUGAGCUCGCUGUUCCAGGCGAAUCUUAUAGGCAACACAUUCUCCCAGAAUCCCUUGAACAUGGGAUGGGCCGGUGGCCUACUUCACUCCCACGUUCAGACCUACCCAGUGGCUCGCGGUUACAACCCCGAGGGUCCCAUCCGAUUCCUCGCUGACGGCGACGUUAUUCGGUUCCAGCACGUUGCGACCAAACGCAAUUUGCAUUCGCAUCCGAUCCCCGCCCCCGUCUCGAAGUUGAACAACGAGGUGGCUGGUUAUGGAGACGACAAAAUCGGAGACUUCCAGGACUAUUGGGUCGUCGAAGUCCAAGGCCCAUGUGGACAAAUACACUCGUUGACCACUCGCCUGCGGCUUCGUCAUCAGGCAUUGGGAUGUUACCUUCGUGCUGGCAACGAAAUACUGCCUCAGUGGGGUUUCAAGCAGAUCGAGGUCAGCUGCGACAAGGAGAACAACCCCAGUGACAUCUACACCUACUGGAAUGUGGAGACCCACAUCAACGAACGACUCCCACCUGGUAAUGCCCAGUUCUACAAGACGUCGUUCAUGCGCGACUUCUGGCACCUCAACGUUGCGAUGAUGACGACAAACAAUGCGUUGAUCCCAGACCCGGACAAGGAGGAUAUCCUUGCCUCCAAGCCACUUGACUGGCCAUUCUUGCGCUUGGGCCUGCGUAUGUGCGGCUGGGGUGCGAACCAGUCGAAGUACUAUUUGCUUGGGACGCCGGUGAUAUGGUGGGGGAGCACAUUAAGUCUAUUUGUUGCGGUCGCGGCCUUGGGUAUCUACAUGAUUCGCAAGCAGCGCAAGUACGUGGACAUGGAGCCCAGAGAAUGGGACCACAUGGUCUACGUCGGGAAGGUAGCCGUCGUAGGAUGGGCGUUGCACUUUGUGCCGUUCCUCAUCAUGGGCCGUGUAACCUACCUCCACCACUAUCUGCCUACGCUCUACUUUGCGGUCCUCACUUCUGCUCAUGUGCUCGACCACUUUGUGUUCACCACCCGGCGCCUAUCGGAGCGAACGAAGUGGAUCGUGUUCGCUGUAAUCGUCACGGCAAUCGUCGGCACUUUCUGGUGGUUCCGAGGGGUUGCGUUUGGUAUUGACGACGCCAUCAACGACCACUGGGGACUCAAGUGGCGCUCGACCUGGAACAUGUACGAAGAAUGAGACGGAGACGGACUCACCCUCACUUCCCUUGUUACUACUAUCGUAUCAUAACUUAAGGCUAGUAAGGGUUCGCAGUAAUAUAUUCUGUUCAACUACACAGCA